CUCCCCUCCACCGUGCUCCUCCUCAUCCUCCCCGCCCGUCCCUUCAGCAUCAUCCCCCGUUCCUCGUUCUUCCCCUCCUCCUCUGCCUUCCCCUGAGGGCGAGUGCGUGUCGAGCGGGUGCCUGGGCCCGCUGCUGACCCUGGUCUUCGCCAUGACGCUGGUCUCCGUCAGCUCCUUCGUCGCGUUCCUCUGGAUCCUCGAGGGGGGACGGCCUGGACCCUCCUCGGGGACUGAGGCUCGAGGACCGACGUUUCUGGAGGCCUCCAGGGGCCUCGGGGGGUACGGAGGAGCCGUCGCGACGCCUCGCCCAGUGUCUCAGGGCUCCAGGUCGUGGCUGGACCUCAUGGAAGCGAACGCCACGGCCUGGGAGUUCACGCUCCUCGCCUCCGUCGCGCUCAACGUGGUCCUCUGCAAGGUCUCCUGGGGCGUGUACCGCGCGCUGCGGCUGACCGGCCUGUACCCGCCCGGCAUGGAGCCCGUGGGCCUCGGGCGCAUCCGCACCGUGUCCCCGUGGGAGGUCUUCUGCGAGGCCGAGGACCUGGAGUGCUUCGGCGUCUGCGACCAGACUGACCCCAGCGUAUGCGACAGCGGCGGGCACCUGAGAGGGUGCCCCCUUGGCCGAGGCGUCAAGCAGCGGCGAAGCGCCCUGACCAGCCUGCAGACCGUCUCGUUUGAGUGUGCUUGGCGAUCCUGGUUGCUGCUAUAUGUUCUAUUAUGUGUUCUGCUCGACGAGCUGUGCUGUUGGAUUAUAAUCUUGCUCGAAUAGCCUUCCGUGGUAGGCCUAUCGGCACGCUAGGGCGGCGCCCGCCCGCCGCCAGGCAGGCCCAUCCUGAGGCCCAGGGGGCCAGCGCGGCGGUGGACGGCGGGCGCUGAGCCCCCGUGCCACCAGCGCAGCAGCGGGUGCCGGCAGGAGGGGGGUCG
Molecule: messenger RNA, 921 nt
Organism: Prorocentrum cordatum
Lineage: Eukaryota; Dinophyceae; Prorocentrales; Prorocentraceae
Source: the annotation of a GenBank genome assembly